AAAUCAACAAAAUCAGGUGACAUGUCGCGAUCAUCUGUGACAUUUUUCAAUGAAUGAAAACGAAAACUUGAAAGUUCGUAAUUGUUUUUGGAACUUUCUUGUAAAAUUUGAAGAAAAUGUCGACCGUAAUGAUAGUUUUAAAGUUAUGACCGAGUUUCGUGGCUCUUUGGUGAUUAGUUCUUUGAAAUGUAGUUGAAUACAGUUUCUAGUUAAUGCGUUAACACCGUAAUCGAAUUGACCCACUAUUAGCCAUCGCUGGUAAACAAUUCGCAGUAUUCCAAGUAUUUUCAAAUUAUCUACACGGAAAACUAGGUAAGUAAACCUUGGAAGAAUGGAACCUUUAACCAGCAUGGUAUGUCCUGUUUGCUCGUUAUACCUUCGAGAAGGUAUUUCCCUCAAGAGUCACUUACAAACUCACUCGAAAGAUAAAGUUAUCGAAGCUCUGCUCAAUAAGCAGAUUUCAGACGGUGCUACGUCAGAUGCGGAUGCGUUUACUUCGUUGAUUCGAGAUUCGUCGUCGAUAUCUUUAUCGUCGGAAAAUCGAGUUACGAGUUAUAGUCACAGUACGUUAUCAAUUUUACCCACUCCGACGUACGUACAACCUGCGAAUCAGUCAUCUUCGGCUUUAAACUGCAGCCAAAGUAUACCUUCGGGUAUUCAAUACAUGCCGACGUUGGGUAAUAAUGUAAUAGCGACGCAGACCAUGGUUGGUAACUCGUGUCAGUCGAAUUUAACGUAUCAACAAUUCGUUACGAAUGACGGAAACAUCGUGUUGAUUCCGAUGUACACGCCGCAGCCGCAGCCGCCGCCGAUGAUGGUUUCGAAUAAUUUGCUUACACCUCCGGUAAUCAAUUCGUGUAUCGUGGUGCCUCCAACGCCUGCCAACAACGUAGCUCCGGUCACCGUAGUAGAUGGCGGCGUAACUCACGAUACGACUAGGCUAACCGUGUCUCCGCCGUGUGUAAGUUUGUUGGAAACGAGUUCGUGCGAUUUGCGUAACGUACAGAGUUCUCCGGCGCGUAGCCCGUCCAUUGUACCGGAUGUUUCGAAAAGUCCGACCGACGAUUUCGAGAAAGAAAACGACGCCGAAGUUGCUAAUAUAUUUCAAAUGCCCGCUGCUACUACCAGUUCGGUAGUGCAAAGGGCGGUUAACGACGAGGCUGUGCAAUCUACUGCCACCGUGGUGGAGGACGUAGACGUGGACGAUAAAUCAAGCUGCCUAUCCUACGAUCAGGUCGAAGAAGAUGGUCGUAUCUAUUCGGUCGUCGGUACUCCGUUUUCGAGCCGAGAUUACGAAAACGACUCGGAACCGUCGAAAUCGCCCAUAUCUCCGGAUGUUUCCAUCAUAAAACUACAUAACGAACUGAAUUACGAAAGUGAAAACUCAGAUUACGCUCAGGAGGCUGAAGCGGAAGAUUCGGCGUCCACUGGUGGUACAAUUCUGAAAUCGGACGAAGGCGAAGGCGAGGGCGAGGGCGAGUUCGACAGAUGCGAACACAGUUACGGUAAAAGUUGCAAAUCUCCUGUGCCGCUCGUCGACAACAAAACGUACACUUCUCCUAUUCACAGCCCGGCUCCGAUGGAGGAUUCUCGUCGAAACGGACAAUUCGAUUUCAUCGUUUCGAAUUCGGACAACGCGACGCAUAUUUUACCCGAUCGACUGGACGAGUCAGCCACCUCAACUUCGAAGAAUUACGAAAAAGACCAUUAUAUUCUGCCCAAUAACGAUAUACCCAGAACGUCGCCGGUAAACGCCGAUUAUAGUUUUAUCGGUCUGAGGAGUAGCUUUUCCACGUCAGCUUCGCUGAUUUCAUCCGUCAACAAAACCAUGUUCGCCGACGUCGACGUAUACGCUGUCGAGAAAAACGAACAGAAUUUUUUCGAAAAAUGCGAAAACGAUAACGCGAUGAAUUUAAUGAAAGACGAUUUCUACACCUCGCAACAGCGACAAGCUCGUUACGCUAAGAUGAACACUACCACCGAGGAGAAAAUCAGAGAGAACUACAAAGGAAUAAACGAACUGUUGUUGGAUUCAGCCGGCAGCUCUCGUAUUAGCCCUUUCGAUAUUCAAACCGACGAAAGUAUGCCAGCUCGAGGAGAAUUAUCGGGACAAGAGAGUCUCAGCGGUACCGAGAAUUCCAUUUGGGAAUUACAGGUGCAGCGAAACUCUUACGUUCAAAGGUGUAAUGUUCCGUUCAAAAACGAAAAUGCUGAUAUGAAGAUCGGACUGCAAUCUUUGAUGACUGAAAUUAAUAUCAAAAUGGAUGCGGAUACGUUCAGAAACGUCGAGCCUGUUUCUGUCGAAGAAGAUAGUAAACUAGUUGUUCAAAAAUUAUUCAAGAAAAAAAUCGCUCGGGAAUUUCGAUGUUUCUUUUGCAAAGAUAAAUUCGAGACUUGGAAAUCGCGUCAUCUGCACAUUUCCAACGUACACGCCGAAGAGGACGGUCUGACGAUCGAAUUUCUAUUCGGUAAAAAGGUGAAACUAGAAGACGACGAAGACGUGGCGAAAAUGGAAGAAGACGACGACGACGACGCCGACGCCGACGCGACCGACUUGACGACCAGCAACGAGAUGAUCAUGUGUCGCAUUUGCAGCGAAAAUUUCGAAACCAGCUUAUCGUUUUUGGAGCAUCUGCGAUACGUGCACGGUAUCAAAAGGCGUAAUUGCGUAUGCCCGACGUGUCUGGUGGAUUUCGGUAACCUGGACGACUACCAAGAACAUAUCCAAAAAGUACACCCGUACGAAUGCAUGACUUGCGGUAAAAAAUUCCACACCAGACCGGGCUACAUGCUGCAUCAAAAACGUCACAUGAAGGUUAAACCGUACGGUUGCGACGUGUGCGAUAAAUCAUUCGUAACGAAGCAAAAGCUCACCGAACAUAUCAACGUGCACACCGGCGAGAAUCCGAUCAAAUGCGACAUGUGCGAUUCGACGUUCAAACGGUAUUCCAACUACCAGCAGCAUAAGAAAUUUCUGCACAUGAAUACGAAGCGAAAAUUGAAGGAUUUCAUAUGCGAUUGCGGAGACGUUUUCCAUAGUAAAACCAAGCUGCUGUGGCAUCGCGAAAUACACGACGCCAAACCGAAACAGUGCCCGUUUUGCGUCGAACGGUUCAUACAUACGGCCAGCCUGACCCGGCACGUGCGUAAAUGGCACAACGAGAACUAUCUGUCCGAUUUGGUGGACAAGAAGAAGAUCAAGAACGUCGUCUGCCCGGUUUGCAAUAUCACCUAUCUGCAUACGUCGUUGCAGACUCACAUGAAAAUUCACGAAGGCAUUAAACCUUUCUCUUGCGGCGAAUGCUCCAAGACUUUUCGAACCAAAUGGAACUUGCAGCUGCAUCGCUGGACCCAUAUGUCCAGAUCGUCUAAACCGUACAAAUGCAAGCUGUGCGUCAAAGCUUACAUCCAUAAGACCGAUUACGACGCGCAUCUCAGGUCGCAUAGUAAUUUGCGACCGUACUCGUGUAACGUAUGCGGCCGUCAGUUUAUUCGCAAGUAUAAUUGUAUUCGACAUAUGCGAGAGCACAAGGAACCCAGAACGUACAAAUGUAACAUCUGCAAGAAAAUGUUCUCGCGCAGUUAUUACCUUACCGAGCAUCAUAAAACGCAUACUGGAGAGAAACCUCAUACGUGUCACGUGUGCGGUAAAACCUCCGCCACCAAGUCCAAUCACAAUAAACACGUCAAGAUGCAUAAUAAUAUCAGAGAGUCGGUCAAUUCCGAGGGUUAGAAGCGAUCCUACAGUUGAUUUUAUUUCCAACGACGCGACGCGACGCGAUGAUCCGAACGAGACUGAUUGGUGGUCUGUACGCGAGUGUUUAAAAAUUCGAGACCAUUAUUUUUUUUUCUAAAUUUUUAAAUUUUUAUCAUCGAACGAUAGCCGAAUGCAAAUUCGGAACUCAUUUCAUUUUUACAAGCAUCGUAUCGAGUGUUCUGUAAUUCACAAAAUUCGUUUUCUAGUCCGGCAUAUGGCAAUAGAAAUAAUUGCUACCCCACCCCCACCCCGUGACCCGCUGGGAUAACUCUUUUCUUGAAAGGGACGCUCUAAGGAACAGUUUAAACUUGAAGCAAAAUUGGCCUUACUAAUUACAAAAUAACGGCCAUUUUGAUUGACAGGUCAGCCGAUCGCGCGAAACCACAGAUUUUGCCUCCAGCAUAAAACUCGCACGAAAUUUGUUGAAUUGGACCAAGAUAGAUCGAAAGAGCAUGCUAAAAUUUAUCACUAGCCAAAAUUUCAAGUGCAGAAUGUAUUUUUCGAUUUUUUGUGAAUUUUUGACAAUCAAAUUACGGAUAAAAAUGACCGAGGGGGGGGGAAUCACAAUUUAACCGAAUUGACCUAGAAAGCUGAAAUUUGGAAUGUACCCUACUUUCGACCUGCUUAAUCGAUUAGAAACGGUUUCAAACGAUUUUGAGCAGAUCUGGAGCCUCCAGUAGACUUUUGAAACUUGAAAUUUCCACAAAAUUUCAUCAAAUGGAUCUAUUAAAACCGAAAUUCACUCUGGAAACCAGUUUCAAUACGCUAUGAAGUCGACAGCAAGUGGAUUGAUUUCAAGUUGUUUUGGAGCCUAUAGUGACUUUUGGAAACUACCGGAGCCUCUCCGCUACAUUUUUUCAACUUGAAAAUUUCUACUAUAUUGCAUCUAAUAGAGUUGGAAAGCCAAAAUUGACUCUGCACAGUACGUGCCGACGUUACUGGGGACGGAUUUUGUGGCAUUUUUUUGAUAAACAGAACGUUCUAAAAAUCGGCUAGAGACUCCAAAAUGAAUUGAAAUUACCCACGUCUACUUCGAACUCGUAAUCUCCAAAAAAGGAGUUAUGAAAAAAUUGAGACAUUUUUGAAGUGACCAAAAAAGUAAACCGCUUCAAUUUUCACGCUUCUGGCGAAAUUUUAACCUACAUGGAUAGGUCGCAUGUUUCAGACUAGAAUACACCGAUUUUGAAAAAAAUUACGAGUACCCUAUCGGCCACGAAGGUCUAAAAAACAGCUAGUACCUUCGGAACGACUCGAAAUCAACCUGCAGUCGACUUCGUAGCAUUGAAAUUAGUUUCCAGAGUGAAUUCCCGCUGUAGAAUUCUGUUUGAUGUUUACCGGAGGCUCCGCGAAUUUUCAAAAAGUCGCCGAAGGCUCCAAAAUGACAUAAUACACCCACCACCAGUCGACUUGAUAACGUGUUGAAGUUGAAUUGCAGCGUGGAUUUCGGAUUUCCAACUGCAUUCGAUGACAUUUUUGUGGAAAUUUCAGGAUUCAAAAAUUUGCACGAGGCUGCAGAUCUAUUCAAAACGGUUUGAAGCUUUGGCAGGUCGAAAAUAGGGGAUAUCCCAAACUUGCGCUUCCUAGGUCAAUUUAGUAAAAUUUUGGUUUUUUUCUCAUUUUUUGGCUUGAAUUUGAUUUUUAAACAUUUACCAAAAUUCGAAAAAUACUUUUUAGCACUUGAAAUUUUGGCUAGUGAUGAAUUUUUGAAUGCUCUUUCGAUGUAGCUUGGUCCAGUUCAAGAAAUUUCGUGCGAGCCCUAUAUUGGACAGCAAAAUCUGCGAUUACGGCUGACCUGUCAAUCGAAAUGGCAGCCAUUUUGUUGGUACCAAAGGCCAAAUUUUGCUUAGCAAGUUUGCUGAAAACUGUUCCUCAGGAUAUCCCCUUUAGGAAAAAAGUUUUCCAGAGGGUUGGUGGGGGAGGGGGGCGGAGGAGGUGCAAUUAUUCCUAUUGUCAUUUGUCGGCUUAUUAUGAAACCCGCUUGGUUUAGAAUUCGUCGAACACGUUGUACAUUUUUUUCUCAUGGAAUAUUUUAAUUAGCCUAACGUGUAAAUUUAUUGUUUUUGGAUGCGAAUUACGGCCCGUUUCAAUCAUGAAACGGUGUAUGUAUUUUUUAUUUAGGUGUGUAUGUACUUAAAAUUAUCACGUACGACAAUGUGUCGACGAUUAGUUGAAUUGUUUUGUUUUUUUUUCUCUUUUAUUUGUUUUCUUUUUUUCUUCGGCACUACUUUUAAUUUUUAAUUUGUUCGUGUCCUUUUAUUAAAAUUUUCGUUCUAUCAAAGAAGACGCUCGCGAGAUCGAGUAUUUUUUAUUUCAAAGCAUCCCUGUGUACCUACUUGCGAUUUUUACUUUUCUUUUUUUUUCUUUUUUUUUUCGGAGAGAGAUAGAGGAGUGAUUUUACACUUUUCAAGUUCAAGCCAAAGAUGCAAAACAAAGUAUCGUUGAAAUUGCCAACUUCAACGAUACCGAUGAUUUUUCUCAAUCACUCUUUCUCGUUUUCUGUUUUGAAAAUGAAAAAUUGAUGCCUCGAUACCUCUCUACCUGUGUACAUGUACACACCAUGUACACCUAUAGGUACUUACCUCUUACCUAAUUUGCUUUGAUUUUUUUCUUUCUUUUUUUACAUAUUAUUUUUAUGUAUCGACGCGUUCCUCUUAUACAUAUUUCGUGUAAACGAUUUUUUUCUGUUUUUCAAUUUUAAACGUAUAUUAAAGAUAUCGUAUUGUAAUAUUUUAUUACGGCGAACAAACUAGUCACGAGUAGUAUAUUAAUUUUUUGUCUUUAUAUGAUGUAAAUUGUCAUAUAAUGAGGGGAAUUAUUGUACGAUAUAACGAAAUAAAAUACAUAAAUGCUAUUUUCAUUCCAACAA
Molecule: messenger RNA, 6623 nt
Organism: Planococcus citri (citrus mealybug)
Lineage: Eukaryota; Metazoa; Arthropoda; Insecta; Hemiptera; Pseudococcidae
Exons: 4
Coding region: 332-3733 (1133 amino acids)
Biological process (GO): regulation of transcription by RNA polymerase II
Cellular component (GO): nucleus
Molecular function (GO): DNA-binding transcription factor activity, RNA polymerase II-specific; RNA polymerase II cis-regulatory region sequence-specific DNA binding
Source: RefSeq, a predicted model, not a curated record